Molecule: messenger RNA, 1402 nt
Organism: Saprolegnia diclina VS20
Lineage: Eukaryota; Oomycota; Saprolegniomycetes; Saprolegniales; Saprolegniaceae
Exons: 2
Coding region: 51-1325 (424 amino acids)
Biological process (GO): nucleoside transmembrane transport
Cellular component (GO): plasma membrane
Molecular function (GO): nucleoside transmembrane transporter activity
Source: RefSeq, a predicted model, not a curated record
CGGAGGCAAGACAGGCAGCUGCGUCGGUGCAAAAGAUAUCUCGACCGGCCAUGGCCCGCGCCCCGGCCGACCGCUGCCAUGCGGGGUACCUCGUGCUCUUCCUCAUGGGCGUCGCCGCCCUUCUGCCGUGGAACGUCUUCAUCACGGCGGACGGCUACUUUGGCCAGCGCCUCGCCGGUACGCCGGUCGCGACCUCGUUCUUGACCUACUUCUCGAUGGCUUUCAACCUCACCGCCCUCGGCGUGCUCACGCUCAACACCGUGUGCUUCCGGAGUUACCUUCCGCGGCCGUCGGUCAAGAUCACGGUUGCGCUGGUGGGCAUUGCGCUCGUCGUCUUCCUCUCGACGGUCCUCGUCAAGACACCGUCCAUCCAAGGGAUGGUCUUCUUCAACAUGACGAUGACGAGCAUCGUUGUCGCGUCCAUUUGCGCCGCGUACCUCCAGGAAGGCCUCUUUGAGCUCACGGCCACGUUCCCGGAACGCUACACUCAGGCCAUCAUGACGGGGCAGAGCCUCGCGGGCUUCCUCGUCUCGCUCAGCGCCUUUUGCAUCGCGUACCUCCACCUCAACCCUACGACAUUUCAAAUGGCGUGGUAUGUCGGCGACGACGCCACCGAGAGCGCGUUCUCGUACUUUCUCACAGCCUUUGUGACGAUCGCGCUGGCCAUGCUCGCGUUUGCCGCCUUCCUCAAGUCGCCUGUCGCCCGCUUCUACAUGGCGCCGCCCUCCAACGGCGUCGUCGCGUCCCUAGAGAGCCUCUUGGAAGACGCGCCCAAAGGCAAGGUGACCCUCAACCCGGCCAAAGUGCUCUGGCGCGUCCGGUCGUACGCCAUCUCGGUCGUCCUCGCCUUCUUCCUCUCGCUCGCCGUAUUUCCCGUGCUCACGUCGGCGGUCGUGUCGUCGAGCAGCAACAAGACGUUUCGAGCGCUCUUCACGCCGCUCACCUUUGUCCUCUUCAACGCCGGCGACCUAUUCGGCCGCAUUGUUGCUGGCGUCGGCCCGCACCUGCUCUCGGGGCGCGGCCUCGUCCUCUUGUCGCUUCUUCGCCUCGGGUUUUUGCCGCUUUUGGGCCUGUGCCGCCUACAGGCAACAACGCCGACGCACGUUGUCUUGGACCACGACGCGUACCCGCUGGUGCUCAUCUUCCUGUGCGCGUUCUCGAACGGCCUCGUCGUGAGCUUGGCCAUGAUGCAGAGCGCGCACAGCGUCGCGCCCCACCAACGCGCGCUCACGGGCGCCCUCAUGUUCUUUUGCCUCACGUUUGGCCUCACGCUCGGCGCCUUAGCAUCCUUCUUGACCCAUGCCUGGCUCGUACCGAGCUCAUAGACAGCCUCAGACCUAGAAGCUCGUGUGUAUACUUGUCAAUCAAGAAUCAUAUUCUGCCCUGCAGAACCUUAUUCGUA